Molecule: messenger RNA, 705 nt
Organism: Polyodon spathula (Mississippi paddlefish)
Lineage: Eukaryota; Metazoa; Chordata; Actinopteri; Acipenseriformes; Polyodontidae
Gene: hspb11
Product: heat shock protein family B (small) member 11
Exons: 5
Coding region: 119-541 (140 amino acids)
Biological process (GO): intraciliary transport
Cellular component (GO): cilium; intraciliary transport particle B; centrosome
Source: RefSeq, a predicted model, not a curated record
GCAGACUCUGCAUCAGCCUGCUGCUUGGCAACGACGUAGAGUGGAUUUAAACCAGGACGAACAGAUAGUUUGCUGAAUAACAUAUUGUGUUUAUUUCAGUAUAUAUAGCUUUGCUGACAUGAUUGAUGCCGCGUUGAGCUCCUCUGGAGCGCAAGUUGUUUUAGCUACAUCAAGUGAUGAGAAUUAUCUACCAGAAAAUAUAAUUGAUGGACGCACCGAAACAUUUUGGAUUUCGACAGGGAUGUUUCCACAGGAGUUUAUAAUCCGGUUUUCUAACCUUGUAAAAGUCAGCGUGGUUACUAUCCAGUGUUAUAAUGUGCAGAAACUCAGUAUUGAGAAAAGUGUUUCUACAGAUGCGGCAGACUUUGAGAAAGUUAUAGAAAAAGAUUUUGAACACACAGAGGGACAACUUCAGUCAGAAGAUUUUUCAUUCAACGGUACAAGAGCAACACAUCUGAGAUUCGUUGUGAAGUCUGGAUUUGACCAUUUUGUUUCAGUGCACAGGGUGAUGGUAGAAGGGACAAUUGAAAAUCACAUGUGAGCCUAAUCAUUUACAGGGCUUAGAGCUUUAAAAUUAUUUUCCUGUUGUUUCAUAUGCAAAAACCUUUAAGGCAGAACUUCUUAGAGGUACCAAUACUACCUGGAACUUUUGACAGUAGGAGUAACUUAGCAGUACAGUGUCACAAUUAUGUAAACACAUUUUAA